GUUGAGAGAAAGAAGAAGGGAAGCAGCAAGCAACAUCAAAAUCUCAUUAGAGAUGACUCCGAUGAACGCCAACUGUUUAUUCUCACCUUCUCCUCCUACUCAACUCUUCCCUCUCCGCUCUACAUCGAGUGUACCUCCUUCUGUUUACCGCAUAACAGGAAUCUCCCAUGAUUCCGCCGCCGUUGAGUGUCGGAAUCUCUGUUUCUCCGCCACUACAAGACCGGGAAUUUCUGUCCCUAUUCUCCGUGACUGCUCCUUUCGGAUUCCUUCUGGACAGUUAUGGAUGCUUCUUGGUCCCAAUGGCUGUGGCAAAUCCACCCUUCUCAAGAUUUUAGCAGGUGUAGUGAAUCCAACUAGUGGCACUGUCUUUGUGGAAAAGCCCAAGAAUUUUGUGUUUCAGAAUCCUGAUCAUCAGGUAGUGAUGCCUACUGUAGAAGCUGAUGUAGCGUUUGGUCUUGGCAAGUAUCCUGACAUGGGUCUAGAAGAAGUUAAGUCUAGGGUUAUUGCAGCUUUGGAUGCUGUUGGUAUGCGUGAUUAUAUGCAGAGACCGAUUCAAACUCUAAGUGGUGGUCAGAAACAAAGAGUCGCCAUUGCUGGUGCUUUAGCUGAAGCUUGCAAAGUGCUGUUGUUAGAUGAGCUCACAACCUUCCUUGAUGAGUCUGACCAGUUGGGUGUUAUUAAAGCUGUUAAAGAGUUAAUAAAUGCAAAGAAAGGAGGAGAUGUGACUGCUUUAUGGGUGACACAUCGGCUAGAGGAGCUCGAGUAUGCGGAUGGAGCUGUGUAUAUGGAGAAUGGGAGGGUGGUCAGGCAUGGUGAUGCAGCCACCAUCCUUGAUUUCAUUAAAGCCAAACAAUCGUCUUACAUUGACCAAAUCGGUUUUUAGUUUCUAUUGUCACCACUCUCAGUGUUUUUCCAUAGACUGAUUCAAACUCUCAGUGGUAGUAAAAGUUGUAGUAUAUAUAGAGACUUGAAAAGGCAAUAAAAGCUGGAGAUUUUAACUAAGCUUUUGUAAAAGACUGUCAUGUACUUCUGCAGACACUAGUAUGCUAUUAUCUAAUUAACA
Messenger RNA from Eruca vesicaria subsp. sativa (arugula), 1063 nucleotides. NCBI's taxonomy places the organism in Eukaryota, Viridiplantae, Streptophyta, Magnoliopsida, Brassicales, Brassicaceae. The record is from the annotation of a GenBank genome assembly.